GGCUAUCGCCUAAAGUGGGCACGCACACUUGCGGUGUGGGUGUGGAUAAACUAGUAUCGGUAUAGCUAAUACUAGUAUCUCUAUAGCUCCUGUGAUUCAAGUUAUAUACCUGGAGUACCGAGACUUGGGGGAGCAAGGGAAUUCAAGAUCUAUCCCCUAGCAACUCCCUUGACAUCAACGACAAUGGCCUCAUCAACGUCUUACACCACCAAGCAGUGGAUCCUUGCAUCGAAGCCUGUCGCCGCUCCGGUGCUCUCGGGACCUGAUGCGACAUUUAAACUGGAGACCGUCACGCUGCCGGCAUUGAAGGACGGCCAGCUCUUGGCUAAGGUGCGAUAUUUCUCCAACGACACCGGCCUGCGAAAUUUCAUUCAGAGCACCGUCGCGCCCGAGCGCUUCUACGUGCCUACCGUUCCCCUCGGCUCGCCUAUGAGAUCCGGCAUCAUCGCGGAGGUCCUCGAGUCGAAAUCGCCGAAACACAAGGCCGGAGAUCUCGUCCUGGACUUUCAUCUGGGACAAUGGAGUGAAUUGGUCGUGUUGGAGGGGGAAACCUCUCAACAACUAACCCCGCUCCCCAACGGUCUCCCCCUGACGCACUACCUCGGUGCUUUCGGUGCAUCCGGACUAGCAGCUUACACCGGAUUGGUCUACGCGGGAGGUGCUAAGGCCGGAGACACGAUUGUGAUUUCGGCGGCGGCAGGCGCCACGGGAUCCAUGGCUGUACAGAUCGCGGUAAAGCUGCUCGGUGCGAAGCGCGUGAUUGGAAUCGCCGGGUCCGACGAGAAGUGCGCGUGGGUGCGCGAUCAGCUAGGCGCGCACGCGUGCAUCAACUACAAGAGCCCGACGUUUGUGGAGGAUUUGAAGGCUGCGACGCCGGAUGAGGUGGAUGUUUACUUUGACAAUGUGGGAGGCCAUGUGCUAGAUGCCAUGCUCACUCGCGUGAAGAAGCACGGGACAAUUGCGGUGUGCGGUGCGGUGGCUGGAUACAACUCGGGCGGAUCGAUGUCGUUGAAGAAUUGGUUCGAGCUUAUCUCCUGCCGGAUCACUAUCCGCGGCUUCAUCAUGCUGGAUUAUAUGGACAAGGCGCCCGCGAUUCUGCAGGAGCUUAUCGGAGCUGCUGCGGACGGGAGGAUAAAGUUAGGUGAGGGCGAGACGGUUGUGGAGGCGAAGAUUGAGGAGCAGCCUGAGAUAUGGAUGCGGUUGUUCACCGGUGGAAACCAGGGGAAACUAUUGACAAAACUGAUAGUUUAG
Annulohypoxylon maeteangense is the source of this 1251-nucleotide messenger RNA. Its product is annotated as NAD(P)-binding protein. The coding region runs from base 184 to 1251 and encodes 355 amino acids. The transcript has a single exon. The record is from RefSeq and is a predicted model, not a curated record. Gene Ontology annotation, molecular function: oxidoreductase activity, acting on the CH-CH group of donors, NAD or NADP as acceptor. Lineage: Eukaryota; Fungi; Ascomycota; Sordariomycetes; Xylariales; Hypoxylaceae.